Podarcis raffonei (Aeolian wall lizard) is the source of this 1281-nucleotide messenger RNA. Its product is annotated as wnt inhibitory factor 1-like. Gene Ontology annotation, cellular component: extracellular region; cell surface. NCBI's taxonomy places the organism in Eukaryota, Metazoa, Chordata, Lepidosauria, Squamata, Lacertidae. The record is from RefSeq and is a predicted model, not a curated record. Gene Ontology annotation, molecular function: signaling receptor binding. Bases 49 to 768 code for a protein of 239 amino acids. The transcript has 6 exons. Gene Ontology annotation, biological process: anatomical structure development.
CGUGCACAAGGGGAGCGCAGCCGGGACCAGAGAGCGCCAGGCCGAGCGAUGGGGUGGCGCGUGGCGGGAAUCCCUCAGGCGGCGGCGCUGUGGCUGCUCUUGGUGGCCUGCGCGGGGUUGGCGCUGGCGCAGCCGUCCAAGGUGUCUCGCGGCGUCGCCGUGCCCUUCGUCUUCGACCCGCGCGCCGUGUGCGACGCCCCGCCUUGCCAGCACGGGGGCCUGUGCAUCCGGAACGGCACCUGCUUCUGCUCCAGGGGCUACGAGGGCGAGCGCUGCCAGUAUGCAACUUGUUAUCCGAAAUGUAAAAAUGGUGGGAAAUGUCUCAGGCCUGGAAAAUGCAGAUGUCAGCCUGGCUAUGGAGGGCGAUACUGUCAUAAAGUAAGCUGUGAGGGAGGGUGUCAAAACGGUGGCGAGUGCAUCUCGGUCAACGGGCUGGUAAAGUGCCUUUGUGCUUCAGGCUGGACAGGAUCAAGAUGCCAAGAAGCGGUUUGUCCUCAGGGAUGUCGGAAUGGAGCAACUUGCGUCGCUCCUGGAAUCUGCAGCUGUGCAACUGGCUGGGUCGGCGGCGCCUGUCAUUUAGCUUCAGGGGAAAGCAGCAGCAGCAGCAUCCCUUUUGAAGAAAGAAGAUACCAAACAGUCCUUACAUCAUCAGUCAUGUCCUUCCCCACCAUUUCAUCAACAGACAAACUGCAUUCUUCAAGGUUCUUCUUGGGCAUAUGCCAACCUGGUGACACCAACAACAAGCAGCAGGUCCUGCCAGGGCCCUGAAACAGUUUCCCAAGGAUGCCAGCUGCUGCUCAUUGGGCAAUGGAGUAAUAAGAAUUAGAAACAACAUGCUAUUCACUGGAUCUGUGUACAUGCGACGUGUAGCCAAAAGUUCUCUUAUGUAGAUGAAUUGCUAUAGAAAACCAAACUGUGAUAAACCAUUGGCUAAGGCAGAAAUGAUUAACAUAACCGGAGCACAGGUAUGUUUGAAGCAGUAACCCUGAGAAGUAGAUGGAGCCAUCCAGCAUCCCCCAGCUUACUCAGAUGCCGGUGUGAGGUUACAGUGGUUCACGAUGUCCUAUCUUACUCACAGGUCCACAGCAUGCUGAGCAUCUUCACUGGGUCGAGCUGGUCCUUUUGUAUGUGGGUGUGUUUGAUCUUUAAUUUUCAACCUCAGCAAAAGUUCAUCGCAUACAAAUAUGGAAUUCUCCUGGCUCACAGAGUAUGGUGCAAAUUUAUGGUGCUGGCAUGUUACAUAUGAGGGGAUGUAUAAACCGUUCCAGAGUUUCAAAUUCA